UCGAGGACUAAUGAAAGAAGUAAAUAUGGAGUCCCAAAUAGAGCAAAGCAGGCUUUCUCGAGCAGACAGAAAAGCUCUUGAGAAAGCCAAACUCAUUCAGAAGGAGACUCAGAGAAGUAAUUUCCAACUGGUGGCCAGGAUAUUAAAGAAACCCGAACGCGAGCGAACCGAAGAGGAGUGCGCUUUACUUCAGGGGCAUCAAGACACAGUGCAAGAGCUGUGCAAACGCCAGGCUCGGAGAAACAUCCUGAAACAGAAACAGGAAGAGCUCUUUGAUAAAGAGGAGGAUCUGAGGGCCAAAGUGAAGCACCUGGCCGAAGCGUUGCGUCAGGCUCGCCAUGUUGCCGUUUACACAGGAGCCGGGAUCAGCACGGCUGCUUCCAUCCCGGAUUACCGCGGGCCUAACGGAGUGUGGACUCAGCUGCAGAAGGGGCGCGCUGUCAGGCACUCUGACCUCAGUGAAGCAGAACCGACUCUUACUCACAUGUGUAUCCAGAUGUUACACAAAGUCAAAUUGGUUCAACACGUGGUUUCUCAGAACUGUGACGGUCUCCAUUUGCGCAGCGGGCUUCCCAGACACGCCCUGUCUGAGCUGCAUGGGAACAUGUUCAUCGAGGUGUGUGUGUCGUGCUCUCCGGCUCGAGAGGUGAUCCGUCUGUUCGAUGUGACCGAGCGCACGGGGCUGCACAGACACGCUACAGGCCGGCGGUGCUCUCACUGCGGAGGGGAGCUGAGGGACACAAUAGUGCACUUCGGUGAGAGAGGAACCCUGGAGCAGCCGUUAAACUGGAAAGGCGCAGCCGAGACCGCAGAGAUGGCCGACCUCAUCCUCUGUCUCGGAUCCAGUCUGAAGGUCCUGAAGAAGUACGCAUGCUUGUGGUGCAUGAAAAAAACGGCUGCUAAGAGACCGAAGCUAUACAUCGUCAACCUUCAGUGGACACCAAAAGAUGACUUGGCCACUCUGAAAAUACAUGGAAAGUGUGAUGAUGUGAUGCGUCUCCUGAUGGAAGAGUUGGGAGUUGGAAUUCCGACCUACAACAGAUCCGAUGAUCCCAUCUUCAGCUUAUCCACCCCUCUCAGGCCGGACGAAGAGGACAGCCACAGCCGUAAAACUUUAGCGCCCCCUGCUGCUUCGGAGCAGUCCGAGUCCAAUUCGGCGAGUCAAGCCAAAGAGCCGGGGGUACAGGGUGGCUGGUUUGGACGAGGCUACUCCAAAGCGAGGAAGAAAAGAAAAACUACAUAGUGACUUGUCUUUUCGCUUCAGGGUAGCUUUAAAGAAACAUUCCAUCCACAAUCCAUAUUAUUAUGAUUAUAUCACCAGUCGAGAUACUUUGGAAUAUUAUCACGAGACAAUUCAGAAACUUGGCUGCCUAAAAAUUAUUUACUAAGCAGAAUGCCAUGAAAUGCCAUGAAGGAUAAUAUACACAGACGUUUAUAC
This is a messenger RNA of Tachysurus fulvidraco (yellow catfish), 1438 nucleotides long. It is a transcript of the gene sirt7, whose product is annotated as sirtuin 7. The transcript is spliced from 10 exons. Gene Ontology annotation, molecular function: NAD+ binding. The record is from RefSeq and is a predicted model, not a curated record. Bases 11 to 1243 code for a protein of 410 amino acids. Lineage: Eukaryota; Metazoa; Chordata; Actinopteri; Siluriformes; Bagridae.